AUGGAGCAGGAUUCCAUACAAUUUGUUCGUAAAUGUCAUGAAUGUCAAAACCACGGUGAUUUGAUACAUUCUUCUCCGUCAGAGUUGCAUGUAAUGUAUGCCCCAUGGCCUUCUGUGGUGUGGGGAAUGGAUUUUAUUGGACCAAUAGAACCAAAAGCGUCAAAUGGUCAUAGGUUCAUCCUGGUGGCCAUUGAUUAUUUUACAAAGUGGGUGGAAGCAGUAACUUUCAAGUCAAUGACCAAAAAGGUCGUGGUAGAUUUCAUUCAUUUCAACAUCAUCUGUCGAUUCGGUAUUCCAAAGGAAAUUGUUACCAAUAAUGCUGCAAAUCUCAACAGCCGUUUAAUGCAAGAGAUACUUCGUAAAAUGGUGCAACGUUCUCGACAAUGUCAUGCAAAGUUGCCUUUUGCUUUGUUAGGUUAUCGCACUACAGUACGUACAUUAGUAGGUGCCACCCCCUAUUCGUUGGUAUAUGGGACUGAGGUAGUUAUACCUGCAGAGGUUGAGAUUCCAUCCCUACGAAUUGUCGUAGAGGCUAAAAUCGAUGAUGAUAAGUGGAUCAGAACAUGGUUGGAGCAACUAAGCUUGAUUGAUGAGAAGCAAUUGACAUCAGUAUGUCAUGGACAAUUGUACUAG
Molecule: messenger RNA, 633 nt
Organism: Solanum stenotomum
Lineage: Eukaryota; Viridiplantae; Streptophyta; Magnoliopsida; Solanales; Solanaceae
Exons: 2
Coding region: 1-633 (210 amino acids)
Biological process (GO): DNA integration
Molecular function (GO): nucleic acid binding
Source: RefSeq, a predicted model, not a curated record